This is a messenger RNA of Oreochromis niloticus (Nile tilapia), 2788 nucleotides long. RefSeq names its product cadherin-related family member 5a (gene cdhr5a). Gene Ontology annotation, biological process: cell morphogenesis; multicellular organism development; calcium-dependent cell-cell adhesion. Gene Ontology annotation, cellular component: membrane; catenin complex; adherens junction. Lineage: Eukaryota; Metazoa; Chordata; Actinopteri; Cichliformes; Cichlidae. The transcript is spliced from 14 exons. The record is from RefSeq and is a predicted model, not a curated record. The coding region runs from base 76 to 2190 and encodes 704 amino acids. Gene Ontology annotation, molecular function: cadherin binding; beta-catenin binding; calcium ion binding.
ACGAGUACCAGCUGGUACCACGGGGCUCCUCAUCCUCCUCGGGACUUCAUUUGUUGCUGCUGCUGAAAUCAGGACAUGGAACUGAAAUCGAAGCGCAAACCUGUAGACGUUGUCCUUGGAUGCUUCAUCGCAGUCUGCCUUUAUAACCUUUGUCUGGCUCAAAGACUUUGCACGGUGCCCCCUGGCCCCAUACCAGUGUCAGAAAACAACACGGCUGACGUCCAGGUGGCCAAAAUCAGCUCCAACAGUGAUGUGACUCUGACAGUGACGGUGAACCCUGAAGAUUUAUUCUACCUGAAAGGAAAUGCCCUCAUGGUAAAGAAAGGCCUGGACUAUGAGUCAUUGCCCAGCGCGACUCUGAUGGUGUGGAUAAAGUGCAGCAGAGCUGGCUCUAGAUCUGUGAACGAGUCCGUCGAGGUUUUGGUUGAAAACGUGAACGAUAACCCCCCCAACUUUGCUCAGAACCACUACGUGCUGGAUGUGAAUGAGCUCAUUCCUGUCAACUCCAGUAUUGGUCUGAUAGAAGCCACAGAUGUUGAUUCACAGCCGCUGUAUUAUCGCUUGGAGACGGCAACAGACAAGUAUUUCCGCUUGGAAAACGUCAAUACUCCAAAGAUACUUGUGAAAUCCAUCCUGGACUACGAUGUCGUACAAAAGAUCUCGCUGGUCUUACACGUGCAGGAUACGUUCAACGGUUCAGCUUCCAACAAGCCCUUCUUCACCUCUGUGGCCACCAUCACAGUGCGUGUGAAGGAUGUGGACAACCGGCCUCCGUGGUUUCAGCCAUGCACGAGGACAAACUUAGGAGCUGCUAAACUGUGUGUGAGCAGCGGCUACAGAGGCAAAGUCAACCUCACAGAGAAACAGGAAGGCCCGUUGGUGCUGGAACCUGGCCCUGUGUUUGCCAAGGAUGGAGACAAGAACAGGAGCGAGCAGAUCAGCUACAGAAUAUUACGAGGAAAUGAAGGAAAUAUAUUUCAGAUUGAUGAAGAAACGGGGAACAUCACAAUGACCAAAGCUGCUGAUAUUGUUGGUCCAAUAACCCUCACUAUCCUGGCAUCACAGGUGACCAACAGAGAUCAGUUUGCGGUGACACAGGUUACCAUUGAUGUGAUGAAGAAGAGCAGGAGUCCUCCUCGUUUUGAAAGGGAGAGAUAUGAAGGAUUUAUCUACAGCAACUCUGUGCCUGAGACUAUGAUCCUCCGAGACAGAAACACCAACCGACCCUUCAGGGUCCGAGCACGGGACGAAGACUUCGCCAGUGGUGUGAAUCCAGAUGUCAAAUACGAGGUUCAGUACAGCAGCUACGUCAACGUGACCUCUGAUGGUUUCGUGAUACUGAAAAGAGUUGUGAAGACAGAGUCCUUCGCUCUUCAGCUCCGAGCAGUGGAUGUGACAACAGGGGAGUUUGGAACUGCAGCCCUCUCAGUUCAGGUCAUACCUGAUUUAGCCAGCCCAUCUCCCUCAAACAUCGGCUAUCGUCCAGGUGACAUGGCGCUUCUGGGCUUGAUCAUGGCAGCUCUGCUGAUCCUUUGCCUGAUUGUUAUUGGCUUCUUAGUUUCCCACUUGUGGAAGGGAAAUACGGGUGUGGACAAACUAUGUGAGUGCUUGAGCCCAUGUUUGCAGUCCGGCCAGCCCCGAAGUGGCCACAGAGACUCCCUGCAGUACACCAAUGAUGGCUUCCAGAAUGAGUGGGAGCUGAGCCGUCGGGGAGCCAGACGCUGGAACAACGUUCUCCCCAGAAGGAGCACCUUCCCCCAGGCCCGGGGCCGCGUCAUACCCCUAGAGAGGCGGAGCCACCACUGUUCCUCAUGUGGCGUCUAUACUAACCACAUCCCUAAGGGGAGUCCCUCAGUGAGACCCUCCAGGAGGGGCAGAGAAGAUGAGGAUGAAUAUGGUACAAGGUCAAUCCUGACCAAGCAGCGGAGGAAGGAGGGCCAGAAGACUGUGUGGUUCAAGGAGAGUGAAGAUUCGUCAGACAUUGAGGUGGAGAUCAUCCCAGACACUGUGGGUCGGGUGGAGGAGGAGACUGAGGAGGAGCUGGAGGGGGAGGUAGAGAUGGAAGGUGUUGUCAGAGACCCGGCAGCCCCUUUAAGAGAGGCUGAUGAUGGGCAGGAGACCAGUGAGGAACAGCACCCAGAGAACGCUAGUUCAGAAAAACAGGAGGGAAGCCAGGAGCGGGAGCACUGACAGCAGAGGUCAGAGGUCAAACUGGAGUCUGAAAGGACUGAGCUGAGUGCUGUUUGCUUUCCUGCCACUUUUUGGAUGCUAAAGCCUACAGUCAAGGCCUCAGCAGUGGACAAUGGCACGUCUAACAUCUGUGGACUACUGCCCAACCUCAAAGAACUGACUCAAGCAUCCAAAAGUAUUUCUCUUCUACUGUGAGUAUACUACACUACAGUUCCAGUGGAAAUAACUGGAUACCAAACAUACACUUGGAACCAGUGUGGGCCAAGUAUUAAAGAUGAGAUAAGAUCUUCCAAUAACACUAACACAUUUUUGGUUUAUAAUUGUGCCCAUUAGACUAUUACAGUCCCCAUUACAGGAAUUGUAGAGAUCACAGUGCCAGCACUACCUCAAGUCCAGCGGGGCAAAAAACAGGAGCAGUCAACCUAGUCGAGGUUGAGAUCCGAUGCUUUACAGUCUGUGUGUAACAGUUUGCAUGUAAAUGUAGCAACACAAUACCGAACAGGUGAUCAAAGAGCAACGUUUUCCCCUUCUAAACAUUGGAAAGGUUUUUAAGGAGACCUUUCCAACGUUUACCUGAGAAAUUAAUUUCUUUUUUAAA